Messenger RNA from Mycena indigotica, 531 nucleotides. RefSeq names its product Iron-sulfur cluster assembly protein. NCBI's taxonomy places the organism in Eukaryota, Fungi, Basidiomycota, Agaricomycetes, Agaricales, Mycenaceae. Bases 19 to 531 code for a protein of 170 amino acids. The transcript has 3 exons. Gene Ontology annotation, cellular component: cytoplasm; mitochondrial matrix. Gene Ontology annotation, biological process: iron-sulfur cluster assembly; intracellular iron ion homeostasis. Gene Ontology annotation, molecular function: 2 iron, 2 sulfur cluster binding; ferrous iron binding. The record is from RefSeq and is a predicted model, not a curated record.
CUUUUGCCUUUCUCCCACAUGUUGCGCUCAGCCCUCUUCCGUUCAGUGGCCCGCCCUACUCUGCAGCGACCAGUCCUGGCACGCGCGUAUCACGAGAAAGUCAUUUCACAUUAUGAGCAGCCUAGAAAUGUCGGCUCUCUCCCCAAAACCGACAUCGAUGUUGGCACCGGCCUCGUUGGUGCCCCUGCCUGUGGCGAUGUCAUGAAGCUCCAAAUCCGGGUCGACGAGAAUGGCAUCAUCUCGGACGUCAAAUUCAAGACCUUUGGUUGCGGCAGCGCCAUUGCCUCCAGCUCGUACCUCACAGAACGUGUCAAGGGUCUGUCUCUCGAGGAGGCAGGCCAAAUAAAGAACACGGAGAUUGCGAAAGAGCUUUGUCUGCCUCCCGUCAAACUCCACUGCUCUAUGCUCGCUGAAGAUGCCAUCCGCUCUGCCAUUCGUGACUACCGUUCCAAGCGAAGCUCAUUAACACCAAAGCAACCCACUUUCAUGGGUGUGUCGGCCUCAGAGGCUGCCGCUCCAACUCCCGCAUGA